AUGCGCUAUCUACAAACCGUAAUCCUCAGACGCCUUUGCGCCCAAUCUACCAUGAAACCUAAACAACAAGACAGCCCAGCAACAGCGCCCGUAAUCUGUCCAGUGGAAUCGGUGGAUGCCUUAAGGCUGGCCGAACAAUGCCUGCAUCAGGGCAAGGUUAUUGCGUUACCCACAGACACAGUUUAUGGAUUGGCCUGUGAUGCCAACAACGAGGAGGCCAUUCAACACAUGUACGAGAUCAAGGGACGCGAUGAGCACAAACCCGUGGCCAUUUGUGUCAACAAUAUUGCUGCACUGCGUCGCUUUGGUCACGCCAGCCACUUGAGUGACGAGCUGCUAACUCGCUUGCUUCCGGGGCCACUGACCAUUGUGAUUGAGCGUACGCCGCAGCUUAGCAAUCGAUUCUUGAAUCCCAGCACCAGCAAGAUUGGCAUACGCAUCCCGGACUUUAAAUUUAUUCGCGAACUGUGCGCUAAGUGGCACGAGCAACCACUCGCCUUGACCAGCGCCAAUCGAUCCAGCGCACCCAGCAGUCUGCAGAUCAGUGAGUUCCAAACGCUGUGGCCGCAUCUAGGCGCCGUAUUCAAUGCUGGCCGUAUUGGACUGAGCGAGGAGCGGCGACUGGCUUCCACUGUGAUCGAUUUGGUCACGCCGGGUCGCUAUGAGGUAGUGCGUGCCGGCGUAGCGCUCAAAGAGACGCUGGCGGUGCUGCACGAGUUUGGCUACACAGCUAAAAAUAAGAUACAAUAAAGAACUAUUGAAAUACUA
Drosophila albomicans is the source of this 768-nucleotide messenger RNA. RefSeq names its product threonylcarbamoyl-AMP synthase (gene Tcs1). Gene Ontology annotation, cellular component: cytoplasm. Bases 1 to 750 code for a protein of 249 amino acids. Gene Ontology annotation, biological process: regulation of translational fidelity. Gene Ontology annotation, molecular function: double-stranded RNA binding; nucleotidyltransferase activity; tRNA binding. The transcript has a single exon. The record is from RefSeq and is a predicted model, not a curated record. NCBI's taxonomy places the organism in Eukaryota, Metazoa, Arthropoda, Insecta, Diptera, Drosophilidae.